UACACUUUGAGGAUUCAUUUAAACGUAGAAAUGUGACUUUAAUUCACCACCCGCUGCUCAGUCGUGUGACUUUUUCUCAUGUGUACUUCCGCGUACAAUGUUUUUUUUGUUUUUUUCUUUCCACUGACACACGGCAACUUUCACAGAGGCAACAAACCCACGGGACUCUCCGCUGUCUGCUGUUUUCUCUCACUUUCACGGAGCUUCAUUGACUAGUGCGCUCUCCGGCAUGGACGCUGAAGAUGCCCACUUCGGGGGUGUGUUUGGAGCUCAGUGCUCUAACGCAGCCAUGAGCAUCAUUGGGGCUGAAGAUGAGGACUUUGAAAAUGACCUGAAUGAUGUGGAUGACCAGUGUACUCUCUUCAACAACAUAGAUCUACUGAAGGGACGGCCAACCCACCUGCUGGUCUUCAUGCAACAUGUCUUUCUGCAGUUUGACCCCGCCCCCUUGCUGUGUUACCUCCAUGCUGACCUCUUCAGGAACCUCAGUGCCAAAGAGACCAAGAAGCAGUUUGUGGAAUUCUACAACAACUUCUUGGACAAGGGUGCAAUUCUCAGAGUGGCUGUGCCAGGUCAAAUAUCUUAUGAUUUGGACCGAACACGUCCAGACCUGCUGUCUGAAGACACACAGAAGCAUUAUGCUCAGGAAGUCCAGAAUCAACAGGCUGCUGAAGUGGCCAAGCAGCUGGAAGACUUCAGGCAGAAGAGGAUGAUGGGUAUGACCCCCAAUGAAGCUGAGCUCAACGACGUGGAGAGCCACUAUCCCACCGACCGCGUCCCGAGGGAGAUGAAGGAGAAGUCUGUGGCUGAGAACCUGCUGGACAAGAUGUCGGAGACACAACCAACUAUCGUCUCAGACGAGGAGAAAUGCCAAUCCAUCUUUUCAGCCGUCGUCUACUACAUGAAGCACCUUGGGGUGAAAACCAGGGCGGUGGACAGUAAGAAGUCCAGAGGAGGCUUCUUCAGGAGGCAGCUGGUAAAGAAUAAGAAGGAUGAAUCUACCAAGGGCAAGCCCAGAGGGGUGUUUCCAGGCAUCCCCAGCUGGAUCGCAGGCAGCACUGAGGUCAAACCUAAAAUGGAGGCUGAAGUGGAGAAGGAUAAAAACAGUCUGGAGCGUAAGAGUCUAACUCCAGGCAGAGGCUCCCUGAACGAUGCUGCAGUACUGUCACUGCCCAGCAGGAAGUCUCAUUCCAGUGGAAGCUCCGUCUCUGUACCUGGGCUAGAAAUAAGUGACACUUCAGGCAACAGCAUCAGCACCACCAUCAGCCCAGAGUCUACUAUCCCUGAUGGCCUCUUGAGCAACCGCUUAGAGCCUCCGACCCUCUCUGAUGGGGGGGAUGUGUCACCAGUGGGGCUGGGGGGGGUGCUGUGCAUUGGGGAGCCUGUCUCUCCCAUUGACACGCCCACAGAGGAGAAUUUGGAAAAAGACAGACGCAAGACAAGUAGGAAAUUGGGUCGUAGCGAGAGUGCUCGCGUGGAUCGACACUCGUCCCGCCGCCGCGGCUCUUCCCGGGCCAAACAGUCCCGCUCCCGUAGCGAUGUGGACCUCCAGCCGCCUUGUACCACCACAACACCUGCCCCGCUCACCCCCCAGCACCUCCAUCCUACCGAGGGACUAGUUUUAACUCCCGAGGGGCCCGGCCACUCCCCAACCAGCCCCUCCCCACAGCUGGAGGAGCUGUCCCCACGCCUCCUGGAGUUUGAGCAUGAUCCACCCAACUGGAGGGAGCUGGCCUCCCCCGAAGCUCUGUCCAGCCUCAGCAAGAAGGAGACCAAGAGGCAGGAGGUCAUCAAUGAGUUGUUUGCGACAGAGCACGCCCAUGUGCGCAUGCUAAGUGUUCUUCAGAUGGUCUUCUCCAAACCCCUGGAGAGAGUGGGGCUCCUGACCUCCAAUGAGCUGGAAACCAUCUUCCCCAGCUUAGAUGAGAUCAUUGAUAUGCACUAUAACUUCUACGAGAACCUGAAGAAACUGCGUUUGGAUGAUAACUUCAUCGUCAAGUCCAUCAGCACCACAGUUCUCAACAGGUUUGGUGGUCCAGAGGGGGAGUGGUUCCAGAAGUUGACCGCCCGCUUCUGCAGUCACCAGUCAUGGGCCUUGGACCAAAUCAAGAGCAGGCAGAAAAAAGAGCCUCGCUUCAACUCCUUCAUACAGGAAGCAGAAAGUAAACCUCAGUGCCGCAGGCUGCAGCUCAAAGACAUCAUUCCUAUAGAGAUGCAGAGACUGACCAAGUACCCGUUACUGCUGGAGAACAUCGCCAAGAACACAGAGGACGCCACAGAGAAGGAGAGGAUCCAGCAGAGCGCAGAGUGCUGCAGAAAGAUCCUCAACCAUGUCAACGACCAGGUCAAAGUGAUGGAGAACCUGCUGAAACUCAAGGACUACCAGCGCAGACUGGACACAUCAGGCCUCAAACCAAGUAAUGAGCUGUAUACUGAAUACAAGAACAUCGACCUGACUCAGAAGAAGAUGCUCUAUGAAGGUCCUUUGAUCUGGAGAGUCACCAAAGAGAAAGCGAUAGAGGUGCAGUGUGUCCUGCUCGGGGACCUGCUGGUGCUGCUGCAGAGGCAGGACGACAAGAUGGUCCUCAAAUGCCAGAGCAAGAGCAACAUCGCCAUCCAGGAGGGCAAGCAGAUGCUGAGCCCCAUCAUCAAGCUGGACUCGGUCUUUCUCCGUGAGGUGGCCACAGAUCGAAAGGCCUUCUACGUGAUAUUCACCUGGGAAAGUGGCGCUCAGAUCUAUGAGCUAGUGGCUCAGUCUGUUGGAGAGAGGAAAAUCUGGACUGACGUAAUAAAGUCAGAAGUGGAUAACCUGAAGAAGAGUGGGGCACCGAUGAGGCUCUCGCUGCCUGGGAAUGGAGGACCUCCCUUCAGUCCCUCCGCGCUGACUGUCCCUUUAUGCCAGACUGAAAAUGGAGGUUUCAAAAGCGUCAGUGAUCCAGAUAAGGACAGCCUGACCGAUGACAAGUCCUCAGACCCCAGGCACCGGCUGAUCGACUUCCUGUCAGAGAAAGGCUUCGACUUGAUAGGCCACUCCAACAGCGACCAGGAGAAGGUUGCCAACUGUGCUUUGGAUGAAGUGGUGUUGCUGAAGAAGCUCGUGGUCAGGAGCAUCAGUCUGUCAGAAGACUCACGGCCCGACGCAGAGAACGGAGACAGAGAGCAUCCACCGAGGUCCGGCCAAGAGAUGGACAGCUGUCAAUCAACAGAGGACAACCAGCGCUCAGACAGAGGAGCUGAAGAGGAGAGCGACAACAGUGUGAUGGAGGAAGUGUGCGGGAGGCUGCACAGUCUGGAGGAACAGCUGAAGAGAUUACAGAUUGUUGAAGAGGAGCACCACAGGUUGCAGGAGGCUCUCUCUGAGUUUUCUCUGGAGGAACGCAACUUCCAGUAAGACACCAUCACGCCACCUGCUGGCCACUAGAUUUUUGCUGGUGCUGGUUUUGUAAGAGUGACUUUCAACGGCUUCCUUGGACGUUUCCAGAACUCUCAUGAUAAGUCACGUCUGGACCCUUGCUGCCUUAUUUGUCUGUGUCAAGCAGGAGGUUUGUUUUUUUCUGCCAAACAGAGGGAAGGAAGGAAGGAUGGAAGGAAGGAGGGA
This is a messenger RNA of Solea solea (common sole), 3598 nucleotides long. RefSeq names its product Rho guanine nucleotide exchange factor (GEF) 1b (gene arhgef1). The coding region runs from base 230 to 3391 and encodes 1053 amino acids. Gene Ontology annotation, cellular component: cytoplasm. The record is from RefSeq and is a predicted model, not a curated record. NCBI's taxonomy places the organism in Eukaryota, Metazoa, Chordata, Actinopteri, Pleuronectiformes, Soleidae. The transcript has 33 exons. Gene Ontology annotation, biological process: G protein-coupled receptor signaling pathway; intracellular signal transduction. Gene Ontology annotation, molecular function: guanyl-nucleotide exchange factor activity; G protein-coupled receptor binding.